Cottoperca gobio is the source of this 3567-nucleotide messenger RNA. RefSeq names its product transcription factor COE1-A-like. The transcript is spliced from 17 exons. Lineage: Eukaryota; Metazoa; Chordata; Actinopteri; Perciformes; Bovichtidae. Gene Ontology annotation, molecular function: DNA-binding transcription factor activity; DNA binding. Gene Ontology annotation, biological process: regulation of DNA-templated transcription. The record is from RefSeq and is a predicted model, not a curated record. Bases 233 to 2035 code for a protein of 600 amino acids.
UCCGAUAUGAUUUCCCUUCCGUUUUAGCACACAUUUCCUCAAGGAGGACUAGAUUUACAGGAAUAAUCAGGCAACUGCUUGAUUUCUAGCGAAGCUCACAGCCGCAGCAAAGAGCGCAACCACGUUGCUCCUCUUGAAUCAGAGUGAAGGAUCUACAGGAGAACAAGUGCACAGCCAGCCGGGGAGAGACCGACAAACAGAAGGACAGGAAUCGUGCUACGAAGAUUUGUCAAUGUUCGGGAUCCAGGAGAGCAUCCAGCGAAGUGGCAGCAGCCUGAAGGAGGAGCCGCUGGGAGGCAUGAACAGUGUCCGGAGCUGGAUGCAGGGGGGCGGCGUGCUGGACGCCAACACGGCCGCCCAAAGUGGAGUGGGUCUGGCCCGGGCUCACUUUGAGAAGCAGCCGCCCUCCAACCUGCGUAAAUCCAACUUCUUCCACUUCGUCCUGGCUCUGUACGACCGGCAGGGUCAGCCGGUGGAGAUCGAGAGGACCAACUUCGUGGGCUUCGUCGAGAAAGAGAAGGAGACGACCGGAGAGAAGACCAAUAACGGGAUUCAUUACCGGCUGCAGCUUCUAUACAGUAACGGCAUCAGAACAGAGCAGGACUUUUAUGUUCGACUCAUAGACUCCAUGACUAAGCAGGCGAUUAUUUAUGAAGGCCAAGACAAAAACCCAGAGAUGUGCAGAGUGCUGCUGACACAUGAGAUCAUGUGCAGUCGGUGCUGUGACAAGAAAAGCUGCGGAAACCGUAAUGAGACACCCUCAGACCCUGUUAUCAUCGACAGAUUCUUUCUCAAGUUUUUCCUCAAGUGCAACCAGAACUGUCUAAAAAAUGCAGGAAACCCACGAGACAUGAGGAGGUUCCAGGUGGUGGUAUCGACUACGGUGAGUGUUGAUGGACAUGUCCUGUCAGUCUCCGACAACAUGUUCGUCCACAACAACUCCAAACAUGGCCGACGGGCCCGAAGACUUGACCCCGUGGAAGGAACGCAGUCUUACCUAGAACACGGCUCCGCUCCUUGCAUUAAGGCCAUUAGUCCCAGUGAGGGGUGGACUACGGGGGGCGCUACAGUCAUCAUCAUAGGAGACAACUUCUUUGAUGGUCUCCAAGUCAUCUUCGGUACCAUGCUGGUUUGGAGCGAGUUGAUCACGCCGCAUGCCAUCCGGGUGCAGACGCCUCCCAGACACAUCCCCGGGGUCGUCGAGGUCACUCUGUCCUACAAGUCCAAACAGUUCUGCAAAGGCACACCAGGAAGGUUCAUAUACACAGCACUGAAUGAGCCGACCAUUGACUACGGCUUCCAGAGGCUUCAGAAGGUCAUCCCUCGGCACCCUGGGGACCCCGAGAGGCUGCCAAAGGAGGUUAUUUUGAAGAGAGCAGCCGACCUGGUAGAAGCCCUUUAUGGUUUGCCCCAUAAUAACCAGGAAAUCAUCCUGAAGCGUGCGGCGGACAUUGCAGAAGCUCUCUACAGCGUUCCACGAGGACACACCCAGCUCUCCGGCUCCACCCACGGCGGCAUGAUGGGGGUCAACUCCUUCACUGGGCAGCUGUCCGUCAACGUCUCCGAACCCCUACAGGGCAAUCAGGGUUUCGUGCGCAGCAGCAGUAGCGUGUCCCCUCACGGUUACGUGCCCAGCUCCACGCCUCAGCAGACCGGUUACACUUCUGUCACAAGCACCAUGAACGGCUACACUAACAACACUGGCAUGACCAACCUGGGAGGCUCGCCCACUUUCCUCAACGGCUCUGCAGCCAACUCGCCUUAUGCUAUUGUCCCAUCUAGUCCCACUAUGGCCUCCUCCACCUCUCUCCCCUCCAACUGCUCCUCCUCUUCUGGCGUCUUCUCCUUCUCUCCGGCCAACAUGGUGUCGGCGGCCGUUAAGCAGAAGUCCGCCUUCGCUCCAGUGGUCAGGCCCUCCUCCUCCCCUCCACCCUCCUGUACAAGCGCCAAUGGCAACGGGCUCCAAGAUCAAACAUUUGUGGACUCCAGCAAGUACUCAACAGCCAACUCUCUACAAGGCCUGGCCUUUACCUGAACAAUCCCGGGAAUGAUCGUCCAACCUAUGUAAAGGUGUGUGUGUGUGUGUGUGUGUGUGUGUGUGUGUGUGUGUGUGUGUGUGUGUGUGUGUGUGUGUGUGUGUGACUGUGUGUGUGUGUGUGUGUGACUGUGUGUGUGACUGUGUGCGAGAUGAACGAAGCUCAUACUGAUCCCGGCGGAGGAUUUCGGUGCGAGUCAGACUCCGGACGGGGAUGGAUGCAGCUGUCCCGAUCUGAAGGAACAAACCCAACUCAGGCCCUUUCUAACACAAAAACAACUGCAAGAAACAGAUGAAGAACAAAAAAACAAAGACUGUUUGCAAAGAAAAUAAGUUGUUUAGACUUUGUACACCUUGAUGCUUUUAUAGGAGAACGGCCACGCCUACAUUAUGACUCUCCACGGACACAGGAAGUGUAUUUAUUUUGAAGAGAAUCCACUUCUUCCCUUGAGUGAUUUGUUUUUCUUUUUGUGCAAAAGUCAACAUGUGAUAAUCAUCUUCUAACUGUAUCUCACGUGAGGGAUUUUCUAUUUAUGAAGUUUGGUCAUUGAUGAAGGAGUAUAAUGUGAAGAAUACCUGACGAUGAUGGUGAUGAUGAUGAAGAGGCUGCGGGAUUUAUUCAGGGUCAAAUCCAGUUGAUACAGACAAGCCAAACCAGACACACACUUUCACUUGCCAAAUCUACACCACCGUCACUCUUUUAGUACAAACACUCAGACAGCGAGGUCUUCCUCUGCAUUUAAUCGAUCAGCUGAAGGAUUGAGAUGCUUCCCCCGCUACAAAUGAUGCUGCAGUUUUAGCCAUUCAAGAAAUCCCCAUGUUUGAUUUGAGCUCGCUUCACAUACAUCUGCGCUGCUGCUCCUGUGUGCUGCAUUUUUCUAGAAAGAGAAAAUCAGUCUUUCAGCCAACCGAAGGUGCAGAGAGAAACAAAAUUCAGCCAUUUAACAAAACCACAAAGAAAUGUAUUUCCAUCAUGCAAGAUUCAAGAGAGAAAUUAGACUUCCUGCGGUUCUGAUUCAGGAUAGAUUUUUCGAGCUAAUUGUCAAAAGGCCAUAAAUAAGUGCACGAGUGUGUAAUCACUGGGCGCCAACAGCGGUUUCACUGUUGAGGAUUUGACCCAACAACUCUGCCACUGAGUCCGUCCAUUGGCCCUGUUACCACAUGAUUUGUUAUAAAGUCAGACACCGCCAACCUCUAUGAGAGGGGGAACACGUCUUAAAGACUGCUGCCAUUUUGACUUUGCUUUUGUAGUGAGAGUUUCCUUCUCAAAGGUUUGUCUUAAUACAUAAAUCCUUAUUUCUGUUUUGUUUUUCCUUUGGUUUGCUGUGUUCUUUAUAUUCUUCCUGCAAUCAGCCGGCCAAUCAGAUUGUGUUUUGUUUUGUUACCUGCCCACUUAUCUGGUGUGAUUGACAGCUUGAGUGAGAAAAUGAUCCAAUGGUGUGUCUUAAAUGCUGCGCUGCAAAAAAUGUCAUCUAAAUCUAGUCUAGUCUUAAAAUCAAACUUUUUAUUUUAUUUUGUGAAAACAUCUUUCA